Messenger RNA from Frankliniella occidentalis (western flower thrips), 4524 nucleotides. RefSeq names its product glutamate receptor ionotropic, kainate 2-like. Gene Ontology annotation, molecular function: glutamate-gated receptor activity; transmitter-gated monoatomic ion channel activity involved in regulation of postsynaptic membrane potential. The record is from RefSeq and is a predicted model, not a curated record. The transcript has 14 exons. Gene Ontology annotation, cellular component: plasma membrane; postsynaptic membrane. Bases 241 to 2811 code for a protein of 856 amino acids. Lineage: Eukaryota; Metazoa; Arthropoda; Insecta; Thysanoptera; Thripidae. Gene Ontology annotation, biological process: monoatomic ion transport; synaptic transmission, glutamatergic; modulation of chemical synaptic transmission.
GCCCGCCGGACCCACCGGCGCGCGGUAUAGCGCCGCGGGCCGCGGCUCGCGGGGCCACCUCCUCUGGGCCGUACGCGCCUGGUGCCCGGGACAGCUGCGGUUCAACCCAUUUGUCCUCCGCCUAGCGUCAGGUGUGCAUUGCAGCUGUGUGUGUGUGUGUGUGUGUGCGCAGCCGGGCUGUUCCACGAGGAGGACUGGCAGGACGUGCUGGCCUUCCGCGCCGCCGUGGACCGGAUCAACAUGGACAAGCAGGUGCUACCGCACGCCCGCCUGGUGCCCGUCGUGGAGAUCCUGUCGCCGUUGGACAGCUUCAGCACGGGCAAGCGCUUGUGCAACAUCACCCGCCAGGGCGUGUCCGCCGUGUUCGGGCCCAAGAGCCCCGAGACCUCGGGGAUCGUGUCGUCCAUCUGCGAGACGCUCCAGAUCCCGCACUUCCUGACGCACUGGGACACGAACCCGCGCCCGGCCAAGUACCAGAUCAACAUCCACCCGGACCCCAAGAGCCUGUCGCACGCGCUCGUCGCGCUCCUGGAGGACAUGGCGUGGCGGACGUUCACCAUCAUCUACGAGAACGACGAGGGCUUGGUGCGUCUGCAGGAGGUGCUCAAGGUGCACGGUCCGCGGGACAACCCCAUCACGGUGCGCCAGCUCGGCGAGGGCAGCGACUACAGACCGCUGCUGAAAGAGAUCCACAACACGUCCGAGUCCCGGAUCAUCCUUGACGUGUCGCCGGAGAAGAUCAUCGACCUGUUCGUGCAAGCGAAGCAUGUCAACAUGAUGGGCGACUACACGAGCUACCUUGUCACCUCGCUGGACGCCCACACCUUCGACUACGGUGCGGUCAACAGCUGGAUCACGGACAAGCGCAACAUCGCCAACAUCACGGGCAUGCGCCUCGUGGACCCGACGUCCGUCGAGGUGCAGAAUGCGGUCCAGGACUGGGUGUUCAGCGAGCGCCUGCGCGGGAACACGAUCAACAUUAAGCCCGACGACGUCAAGACGUCGGCGGCGCUCAUGUAUGACGCUGUUCACGUGUUCGCCAGGUCGCUGCACCUGUUGAACCAAACAGCCCCGGAGGUCUACGAGCAGCCGCUGCGAUGCGACGGCGUGGACACGUGGGAGCACGGCGAGAGGAUCGUGUCCUUCAUCAAGGCGAAGUACGGCAGCGCGGACGUGACGGAGCGGGGCAUGACGGGCCUCAUCGCCCUCGACCCCGCCUCGCACUACCGCCGGACCAACUUCACGCUCACGCUCGUGGAGACCAACUCCAACAGCGCGACAGGCAUCUGGAACAUGACGGGCAUCCACCUGUUCCGGAGCGUGGAGGAGAUGGAGCGGUCCGAAAAGCAGAAGCUGUCCAAGAAGUUUAUGAGGGUGGUCUCGCGCAUCGGGCCACCCUACCUCAUGAAGCUAGAUAACUACACCGAGGGGAGCGGCAAUGCUGGUUUGGAGGGCUACUCAAUGGACCUAAUUGACGAGAUAUCGAAAAUUCUCAACUUCAAGUACGAGUUUCACCUGGUGAAGGACGGCAAAUACGGCAGCUUGAACCCCGUGACAAAGCAAUGGGACGGGAUCAUCAAGGAGCUACUCGACAGGAAAGCGGAUCUGGGAAUUUGUGACCUGACAAUAACUUAUGACCGGGAGAGAGCCGUGGACUUCACCAUGCCCUUCAUGAACUUGGGUAUCUCCAUCCUCUUCGCGAAGCCCAAGGAGCCCGACCCCAACCUGUUCUCCUUCCUGUCGCCUCUCUCGCUCGAGGUCUGGAUCUACAUGGCUACCGCCUACGUCGGCGUCUCUCUACUACUUUUCGUCCUCGCGCGGACGUCGCCCUACGAGUGGGACAACCCGCACCCGUGCAACCCGCACCCCGAGGAGCUGCAGAACACCUUCACCCUCAUCAACAGCAUGUGGUUCGCCAUGGGCUCGUUCCUGCAGCAGGGAUGCGAUUUCCUACCCAAGGCCGUGUCGACGCGCAUGGUCGCCGGCAUGUGGUGGUUCUUCACGCUCAUCAUGAUCUCCUCCUACACGGCCAACCUGGCCGCCUUCCUCACCGUCAACCGCAUGGACGACACCAUCACCUCGGCCAAGGACCUGGCGCAGCAGAACAAGAUCAAGUACGGCUGCGUGGACGGCGGCUCCACCCAGGCUUUCUUCAAGAACUCCAACUUUUCGGACUACCAGCGCAUGUGGGCCUCCAUGGAGUCCUCACGGCCCUCCGUGUUUCCCAAGACCAACACGGAGGGCGUGGAGCGCGUGCUGAAGUCCAAGCGAAGCUACGCCUACCUCAUGGAGUCGUCAUCCAUCGAGUACGUGGUGGAGCGCAACUGCAAGCUCAUGCAGAUCGGCAACCACCUCGACUCCAAAGGCUACGGCAUCGCCAUGCCCAUGCACUCGUGGUACCGCACGCUCAUCUCGGGCGCAGUGCUAAAGCUCCAAGAGACGGGGAGGCUAGCCGAGCUCAAGGAGAAGUGGUGGAAGAAGAAGCGCGGUGGAGGCCGCUGUCAGAAAGAGAGUGCUGCAACCGACGCUUCGGCCAACGAGCUCGGCCUAGACAACGUAGGCGGCGUGUUCGUGGUGCUCAUCUCCGGCUGCGCCUUCGCCUUUCUCGUGGCCGUCGUGGAGUUUGUGCUCAACACGCGCAAGGUGGCCAUCGAGCAUAAGAUCUCCCCCAAAGAGGCUCUGCUGCUGGAGCUGCGGUUCGCGCUCCGCUGUCGCGGCAGCACCAAGCCCGUGCGCGGGCGCGAGUCGACGCCCAGCUCCGACAACCAGUCUCUCGUGCAGCUCAACAGCUUCAAGCGGCUGGGUGGGUAGCAGCACGGGGGUGGCCCGCCCGAGGGCUGCCCCAAGCACGGCCGCCACGCCCUCCACGCACACGUCCAUGGUGCAGUCUACGACCCUGACGUCCCGAUCCCCGGAUGCCCUUAUGACGACGAAGUUGAAGGCCACCACUUUGAACCCGAAGCGGACAGUGCGCAUCACCUGCACUUUGCGUGAGGCGAACCGUGGUGCGCGCGCGACGACCGCUACGUCCUCCAAGACUGAACAUUGUAUUUACUCUUGCCGAUCUCACGGUGACCAAUGUGGCUGAACUUUUGCGCAACCUCUGCGAUGUGGGGAUACCAUGGUUUCCUUUUGAACUCAAGAAGCUCGUGAACACUUAUGUACUCCGUCUCUGUUGUCAAGGAGUGCUUUUGUGACUUUUCUCCCUUUGUUUCGUCGUUCGUUUUGUGGUGUGCAUCUUUUCUCUCACAUUUGGGUGGUUUCACAAAUGAGAUGCGUAUAUUGUGGUAUUCGGUUAAGUGACUUUUAUACACUUUCUCUUUCGAUUAAACUAUUCUAGUAAAGUUAAAACAAUGAAGAAUUCCGGGAAUGAGAAAACGGAAAUCACUAUGCUAUAACAUAGUGACUUUCGUUUUGUUGUUCCCAGCAUUACUGUUUCUUCUCAGCUUAAGAACUGCAGAUAUAGACAAUUACAAUGAUAUAAACCAGGCGAGUCUAUCUGACGAUGCAAACUGUGAAAAAUAUCGUCGGAAAAUUGACAAAAUUUUUGUAAACUCUAAUUAUAAUCUAAGUUGUAAACUUACGACAGCAGAUUUUUUACUCGCCAAGGGAUUUGAAGUCGAUACGUACUGCAUGUAUUUUUAUGAUGUCAAAUUGUAAUUUUACAACUUGCGUCAAAGAAAAUUUUCCUGUAAACCUACCUACUAUUUUUCACAGUGUAACCACUCGCCAAUCCGCAAUUCAAACUCAGUUAUGAGAAUUUUGACGUAAUCAGUACAGUUGCUAUCUUGUCUCUCUAGUCUAUGGCUUCGGGAUAGCAAAAAUAUGACAUAUAAAUGUGGUCUUUAUCUUAAACGAUCCAUUUACUGACCAAAGAAAAUAAGGAUAGACGGAAGCAAAGUAGGAUUAUCAGGCCAGCUGUCCUGUCACGUGCGCUUCUGGGUAGGUUUUACAGGUUUUUCCAUCACCAUUUCGUGGUACUCGCCAACUCGUUUAAUAACUCUCUCUAGUCUGCCAGGAUUUUCUAAUGUCAUAUCGAGUGUUGUUUGUCGGUAAGGUGAAAAUAAGGAAAAAUAGUGGUGCAGGACAAGUAUGCAUCUAGAUGUUUAAAUAAGCUUAUUUGUGAAAUCACCAAAAUCCUCUUAAAGCUCUCUUGUGAUAGUAACGUAUGUAUAGACUGUCUCGUUUUAAGGUGCACAUCGACUCACUGUCGAGAGUGGAGUAAAACUGUGAAACCAAAUAUAAUGUAAACGUUCUUUAUCCGUAGAAACGAUUGCAUUCGUACAAUUUUCGUUUUGUAUUUAUAAAAGGAGAUUUUUCAAUGAUAUAGUUCAGUGUUGAAUGAACCGACGCACACUAGAUUGUUAAAUAUCAACAUAAAAUGUAUGAUACGAAUAUACACUUUAGAUAUAGUGUACCUGCCCGCAAAUUCGAGAUAUGUACAUUUAUGUUAGGCUCUUGCAAUAAUUUAUGUCAACUAGGAAUAGGUAUUCUAAAAAAUUACAAGAAAAUUCUAUUUACCUA